AUGACCAAGCUUUCUUUCAUUAUUGUUCAAUGGUUGUGUUUGGUUGCAGCUGGGAUGAUAAUCAUCCAGGGAGAGGGACAGUCACUCAUGGAGAAAGUUGUGAGGGUUGAAAAUGAUUUGGGUGAUGGAAUUAACUUAAAUGUUCACUGCAAAUCUGGAGAUUCUGACAUUGGAGAGCAUGAUCUUGCAAAAGGUCAGUAUAUCCAAUGGUCAUUUAACUGUAGCUGGUUGGGUACUACAUUGUUUUGGUGCUCCAUGAAGUGGGAAAAUGUGCAAGGUAGUUUUGAUGUUUUCGAUUUUAAAAGAGAUUUUCCUUUAUGUGGAUUCAAAUGCUGGUGGAGUAUCAGACAUGAUGCUGCCUAUUUUUAUGUUGAAACUAAGGAUGUUUGGGAGAAGAGAUAUGUUUGGCCAAAAUGA
Ziziphus jujuba (common jujube) is the source of this 417-nucleotide messenger RNA. RefSeq names its product S-protein homolog 3-like. The coding region runs from base 1 to 417 and encodes 138 amino acids. NCBI's taxonomy places the organism in Eukaryota, Viridiplantae, Streptophyta, Magnoliopsida, Rosales, Rhamnaceae. The transcript has a single exon. The record is from RefSeq and is a predicted model, not a curated record.